AUGGGAACAAGACUCUACGAAGAAUUUAUGAAAAAACUCAAGGUUCCUCCAGUCCAGCGGUUCAACAAGAAACAGGAGAACAAGGAAAUAGUCAUUGCCAUUCCUCUAAAAGGAGGCACAGGCCAACCAGAAGAACUAGAUGAUAACUUUGUGAAAGUGAUACAGUAUGAAUAUGCAGUUAGGUACUUGGAGCAGAUUGGCAUUGAGCCUAAUAGCAAAAAUAUAGCCAAUUUACUCAAGACCGCACCUCUGAGUUCAUGUGAAUUCUCUCCUGGGUGGAAUAACAGUGGAUGGCUUGCUGAUAUACUUUACAUCUAUCCAAAUAAAGUCAAGAAAUAAUCAUUUGAAAACAAUCGAGAAGCAAUAUUGCAGAUGAAAGAACAAUAAAACAAAAAUAAUAAUCUAAACAGCACUAAUGAAAUAGACCCAUUGGCGUCAAUGCUUCUUAACCCAUAACUGAAUCAAGAUCAGAAGGAAAACAAAGACUCUCUGAACAAUGUGGCCAAUGCAAAGCAGAAAGCAAUGUCAAUCUAUGAAAUGAAUGUGAACCGUUUUCAGUAGUUUCAUGAUGAGUCCAUUAAAAAGUACAACCAGUGGAUCAAGAAGCGCCAAGAUCAAAACGUCGAGACUCUCAAAAGAGAUAUUGAAUCCAAAAAGAAAAACGAAAUGAAUCUAGAUCUGGACUAUUGGAAGAAGAAAUUCCUGUAUCCCUAUGCUCUUGAUACUGGUCCAUUAAAGCUAAAUGAGUCAUCUGUUGGGUAAGUAAGUGCAGACGAUAUCGCACAGCAAUAAAAGAUUAUGGAAAAACUUGGAAAAACUAAGAACUUUAAUAUAUUAGAAACUAACGCACUUUAGUUUCCACUUAGUUAGAUUUAAAACAAGGAGGAAUACUUGUCUGAAUUGCAAGCUCCUAUCCAGAUAACAAUCGAAUAAAUCAUCAUGGACAUGUUUAAGUACACAAAGGAUUUCCCAAUCAAAGUCAUUCCCCACAUCACAGAGGGUAAGGAAAUCAAUGAUGUGAUUCAUAACUAUAAAAAGACUAAAUCCUCUGCUUAGAUUAAUGCAUCUGGGACUUAAAACAAUAACACAAUCAUCCAGAAACAAUCUGCUUUCUCACUUCUGUAAAAUGCACAGUUGAAAAAGAACAAUCUUGCCUUAGAGCAGAAUAAGCCUAAUCUUAACUUCGAAGAUAUUAUGAAAUCACUGAAAGAGAUUUAGAGUGAAAAGAUAGCUAGACUCAUUGGUCUUGCUAGUCAUCUGGUCUAUUGGAGUGUCUUUGGCCACAUUAAUUAACUCCCUCUAGAUUCCUAUCACAAAAAAUUACUGUUUAUAUCAAUAGCUUAAACUUAAUCAGAGUUAGAGAGUAAAUAUACAGGGAAGCGAGUGUUCUCCACUUUUAUCAUGCCUAUGAUUAUACUAGCUAUUGCAAUGAAACUAAUUAAUGAUGUCAUCACACAUAUUCUCGACCCUAACCUUUAUUAUAGCAGAUUUAGUUUCUUAGAAUCAGGUAUGGAAGCAAUAAAUAUAAAAUAUGAGAAAUCUAAAACUUCAACUCUGCCUAAAAUUAGAAACAAAUUUUACACGAGAUCUGCUUUGGUUCAGCAACUAAUUCCAAACCCAUCAGAGGGCAAAGUUAGAGCUAUCUUUGGUGGCAACGAUAAAUAAAGUUAUGGGUCCCUGAGUACAGCUGCUUAGAGUGCAUAGCCUGGUUUUAGAAAAAGAUUUAAUAAUAAUAAUGAAUUCGCUUCUACCUAGAGAGAGACAGCUUAGACUGCCAUGGUUAAUAAUAGAAAACCAAGACUAAAUUCUUAUCUGACUUAAAAGCCUAGUCUGGGCAAUCUUUAAGCUUAGAACGGAGGUGAUGAAAUAGAUCCUAGCUUAGAACUACUCAAUCGAGUAUAGAUGUUCCAAAUAGCUGUUAACAAAAUUAAUCACAAUUUAGAGAUUAGGAAAAAAGAACCGAUAUUCAAACUAGCAUCUAAUUCUAGCAACACUAAUACUACUGGUCAUAUGUUUCAAAACAAAAGAUGA
Messenger RNA from Stylonychia lemnae, 2031 nucleotides. Lineage: Eukaryota; Ciliophora; Spirotrichea; Sporadotrichida; Oxytrichidae. The record is from the annotation of a GenBank genome assembly.